Helianthus annuus (common sunflower) is the source of this 1463-nucleotide messenger RNA. Its product is annotated as patatin-like protein 3. Gene Ontology annotation, biological process: lipid metabolic process. NCBI's taxonomy places the organism in Eukaryota, Viridiplantae, Streptophyta, Magnoliopsida, Asterales, Asteraceae. Gene Ontology annotation, molecular function: monoacylglycerol lipase activity; glycerophospholipase activity. The coding region runs from base 84 to 1301 and encodes 405 amino acids. The record is from RefSeq and is a predicted model, not a curated record. The transcript is spliced from 7 exons.
GAUUUUCUCUUGUACAAACGAAAUCACAUUAUUUGUUGAAUUGUCUUUUCCAUAGUUUGAACUUUUCUCGGCGUUUCGGCUCUAUGCAGAUAUCAAUGGCGAAAGCACGCCACACAAAAGGAAAACUGAUCACCAUUCUUAGCAUCGACGGGGGAGGUAUUAGAGGAAUCAUUCCUGGCACUAUACUUGCUUCACUCGAAUCUCAACUUCAGGAACUGGAUGGAAACGAUGUAAGACUUGCAGAUUACUUCGACGUCAUUGCAGGAACAAGCACCGGCGGUCUUUUGACAUCCAUGUUAACCGCUCCAGACGAAAACAAUCGACCUCUCUACACAGCCAAAGAUAUUGUACCGUUCUAUAUGGAACAUGGCCCAAAAAUAUUUCCACAACAAUGGGGUAUAUGGGGAUCAAUCAUCAAGACCGUUAAAAGGCUAUUUGGACCAAAGUACAAUGGAAAGUAUCUUCGGAAGAUAAUUAGGGAGAAACUAGGAAACACUCGUUUGAACGAUACCUUAACCAAUGUUGUCAUCCCUACGUUCGAUAUCCAACGUCUACAACCUACCAUUUUCUCAACUUACGAGGCGGAAGUUAAUCCAUGCUACAAUGCUAAGUUAUCAGAUAUAUGCAUUUCUACUUCAGCAGCUCCAACUUAUUUCCCAUCCUAUUAUUUCAAGAACAACGAUGAUGGUGGAAAUGAUCAAGAAUAUAAUCUAAUUGAUGGUGGUGUUGCUGCUAAUAAUCCGAUGCUCAUUGCAAUAAGUGAAGUAACAAAACAAGUUUCUAGAGAAGAUCCAGAAUUCUUUCCGGUUAACCCUGUGGAUUAUGGUCGCUUCCUCAUGAUCUCAAUCGGCACCGGUGCACCAAAAGAAUCGAAACCAUACAACGCGAAAAUGGCAUCUAAAUGGGGUCUUUUAGGUUGGCUGCUCCACAACGGUUCUAACCCUAUCAUCGAUGUAUUCACUCAUGCAAGCGGAGAUAUGGUCGACGGCCAUGUUUCAGUUUUCUUUCAAGCAGUUCAUUCCCAACAAAACUACCUUCGAAUUCAAGAAGAUACAUUAAGCGGUGAUGAAGCAUUAGUGGAUGUUGCAACGAAAGAGAACAUGCUGAAACUCGAAGAAAUUGGUCAAAACCUACUAGCAAAGCCUGCUUCAAGAGUUAAUCUAAAGACUGGGUUGUCUGAGCCGAUGGGAAAUGGUCAGACCAAUGCCCAAGCUCUUAAACGAUUUGCAAAAUUGCUUUCGGAAGAGAAGAAGCAGCGAUCACUGAAAACACCUUCAAAGUCAUACAAUGGUUUCACUUAGAAGUUUCCAAACUCCUGAUAUAAUAGAUGAUAAAAAACACGCUUAAACACACAUGCAUGUAUAAUAGCUAAAGCAAUAAUAUACAUGUAAAUAAUUAUUAGGUCUGGUAUGGCUUGCUAUUUCUUUUGUAUUUUCUACAAUGAUAAUAUGUUUGUUUUGUAA